Molecule: messenger RNA, 1161 nt
Organism: Penicillium macrosclerotiorum
Lineage: Eukaryota; Fungi; Ascomycota; Eurotiomycetes; Eurotiales; Aspergillaceae
Product: WD40 repeat domain-containing protein
Exons: 4
Coding region: 1-1161 (386 amino acids)
Biological process (GO): G protein-coupled receptor signaling pathway
Cellular component (GO): heterotrimeric G-protein complex; cytoplasm
Molecular function (GO): signaling receptor complex adaptor activity; protein binding
Source: RefSeq, a predicted model, not a curated record
AUGGCCUCCGACAUGACCGGCGAACAGAUGCAGGCCAAGAUCACCGCGGCCAGGCGCGAAGCCGAAGGGUUGAAAGACAAGAUCAGGCGCCGGAAGGAUGAUCUGGCCGACACUUCCCUUCGCCAGGUGGCGCAGAAUCACACCGAUAACCUCCCUCGAAUUGGAAUGAAGCCGCGCCGGACGCUGAAGGGCCAUCUUGCCAAAAUCUACGCCAUGCACUGGUCGACCGACCGCCGCCACCUCGUGUCAGCUUCGCAGGACGGAAAGCUCAUCAUUUGGGAUGCCUACACCACCAACAAAGUCCAUGCGAUCCCUCUCCGCUCGUCCUGGGUCAUGACCUGUGCCUAUGCGCCCAGCGGUAAUUACGUGGCCUGUGGUGGUCUCGACAACAUCUGUUCCAUCUACAACCUGUCGUCCCGUGAAGGCCCAACUCGCGUCGCGCGCGAGCUCUCUGGCCACUCCGGCUACCUCUCCUGCUGCCGUUUCAUCAACGACCGUCGUAUCAUCACUUCCUCGGGUGACAUGACCUGUAUGCUGUGGGAUAUCGAGUCGGGGUCCAAGGUCACCGAAUUCGCCGACCACCUCGGAGAUGUGAUGUCGAUCAGCAUCAACCCGACCAACCAGAACAUCUUCGUUUCCGGCGCCUGUGAUGCGUUCGCCAAGCUCUGGGAUAUCCGUACCGGCCGGGCCGUGCAGACCUUCGCGGGCCACGAGUCCGAUAUCAACGCUAUCCAAUUCUUCCCCGAUGGCAAUGCCUUUGGUACUGGUUCUGACGAUACCUCCUGCCGUCUCUUCGACAUCCGUGCCGACCGCGAACUCAAUAUCUACCAGGUUGGUUUCUCCCCUCCCCCCAUUUCCCCGUCAAUCCCUUUUGGAAUGCAGGGUUCCACCUUCCAUUCGGUACUAAUUUUCAUUUCUUCAUUUCUCCAGAGUGAUCAAGUUCUGUGCGGUAUCACCUCGGUCGCUUUCUCCGUUUCGGGUCGUUUACUGUUCGCUGGUUAUGAUGACUUCGAAUGCAAGGUGUGGGAUGUCCUGCGCGGUGACAAGGUUGGCUCGUUGAGCGGUCACGAGAACCGGGUGAGCUGCCUGGGUGUCAGCAAUGACGGCAUCAGUUUGUGCACUGGAUCUUGGGAUUCUCUCCUCAAGGUCUGGGCCUGGUAA